This is a messenger RNA of Fonsecaea multimorphosa CBS 102226, 522 nucleotides long. RefSeq lists its product as uncharacterized. The transcript has 6 exons. NCBI's taxonomy places the organism in Eukaryota, Fungi, Ascomycota, Eurotiomycetes, Chaetothyriales, Herpotrichiellaceae. The coding region runs from base 1 to 522 and encodes 173 amino acids. The record is from RefSeq and is a predicted model, not a curated record.
AUGGAGACGCCGACGGUGCCCAUCAACUUUGUCCCCGCAAAGGCCGGCGAGACGUUCAAGGUCGGCACAAUCACCAUCCGAAUCAUGGAGGAUGGCUCAAGGACAGAUCGAAUUGGCAGUGCCGAGUUCACCGUGCCUCCUCAUACUUCCGGUCCACCUCCACACUGGCACGAAAUGCACGACGAAACCUUCCUCGUGACGCAGGGAACGCUCCGUUUCCACGCCCUCAACGGACAAACCGUCGACGCAAAGCUGGGCGACUACGUGACGGUGCCGCCGCGGUCGCCGCACACAUUCAGCAACCCCUACGACCAGGAGGCCAAGUUCUUCAACACGUACACGCCGGCCUUCUACAUCAACUAUUUCCGCCUGCUAGCCACCAUGAACCAGCAGGGCCAGCCCAUGAAUCCAGAGGCGAAUCGUAAGGCCAUGGCCUAUUUCGCCACCAUUGGCGUCGCGGACGACGAGAUGCAGAUGGACAAACAGCAAUUCUACGGCGAGGCGGACCCGUCGAAGAAAUGA